AUGCUUGAAGUGGCUUUAACCCUGAUUGACACUUGGUGUAAAGAGAAUAACUACAUUAUUUCUGGAUAUUAUCAAGCAAAUGAGCGUUCAAAGGAUUCAAGAGUCAACCAAGUUGCGGAGAAAGUGGCUUCCAGAAUAUCCGACAACUUUAGUGAAGCUGCAAUUGUUAUGGUGGAUAACAGUAGAUUAACUGUUAGUUGCUUUGAACCUAUAGUUAACAUCUAUGAUCAUCAUGAAAACAAAUGGAAACACAGAGAUGUUACAGUAGACUCAUUUGAAGACUGGAAUGAAGCACAGAAGAUUACGUCAGCUUUGCUUGAGAGCCGAUGCUAUGAAAAUCUUAUAGACUUUGACAAUCACUUGGAUGAUCUACGAAAUGACUGGACCAAUCCUGUGAUCAACAAGUCUGUCUUAGAUCUCUGCUAA
Knipowitschia caucasica is the source of this 426-nucleotide messenger RNA. NCBI's taxonomy places the organism in Eukaryota, Metazoa, Chordata, Actinopteri, Gobiiformes, Gobiidae. The record is from the annotation of a GenBank genome assembly.